AUGGACAGAGACGUCAAGCGGAAACGCAGCAGACGUGACGCGUCCGGAACCUGCCAUGGCCAGAGCAGCGACUUCGAAUUGCCCGUUCGCCGGGACUUGCUGAGCCAAUGCUAUGGCACUGUCCAAACACUGCGAGACUACAUCCUCUGCAAGCUCCCCCGAUCCUCGAGGCUGCGCCGCAAAAAGAUUUCUUCGUUGAGAAACGGCAACGAGUUUGAAACCAAUAUCGGACGCUUCCUGGAUACGUCCUUGGUGUGCAUCUGCGACCAACGGCAACAACCCGAGGUGGAGGUGCCCGUGUACGAGCAGUUCCUGUCCUUUUCCCAACGAGGGGAUGAGUCCUACGUCACCCUGUCCGAUGGAAUACCCGCCGCCACCGGUGUGCAGGCUGAGAUUGUCGACUUUGUCGUCUGGAGAUUCUUCAAGCGGGAACAGAGCACUCGGGCGCGACCCAAGCACCUCCUGUGCGAUGGAUAUCGUCGAAUGGCUCGGGAGGGAGACUCGGCCUUGACCACAAUCCCGGGGGUCUACAGCCUCUAUCCCAACUCUCACGUGGCAACCCUCAAGCGAGAGCCCUGGCCACAUCUGCUGGCGCUGCUGGGCCAGUCAGGGCAGAAAAUCAUGCUGGAUUUGCUUGUCGAUUGUUCAAUUUUCAUCGCUCUCGAGAUAGACCUCGGCAACUACUAUCAGCUCAGCGGCAUGCCGCUCGCCGAACUUGACUUGUCCAGGAAUCGGUCGUCGCCGGCAGAGAUCACAGCCAGGAAACCAUCAGACAUAACGCUCGUCAGAAGUCGAAUAUUUUAUGCCAAGCCAACGCUCACAGCUCGUGGCCGUGUUCACUUCGGUUACAAACACAUUCACGUUCUAAAUCGAUGUCUGUAUUCUCAGCAGUCGUUGCAGAAUGGUGAAGUGCCGACACCGAAGGAUAAGGAUGCAACCAAACGCAACGAAGCCAACACUUGCAAGGUGAUGAUGUACAUGUUCCCGCGCCAGUUUGGACUACACAACGUCUUCAGCUCAACAGUAAACUUCCUGGAAACGGCCCAGAAGUUCCAGGACUAUACUUGGCGGGAAGAAGAGAUUGCAGGGUUGAUCGCAAAGGCAGAUGGCACCUCUAUCGGGGGGCAGUCCUUAAAAUUACCCAAGAGACUCAGGGGGGCAACCAGGACCUUGGUUCAGAGACUUCAGAUCCUUCACGGGCGCUGCUCAUACGCAGAGCUUCUCCGUCAUUAUUGCCCAACGUUUCUCGACAGGCGCCGCACUCGUAAUUCCAACACGACCAACGCGCAACCAGAGACCUCAUCUUGCGCUGCGGCGCUGGGACAGGCAGUGACAAACGGAGUGCCACCAGUCGCAUGCCGCCCGAAGAAAGUCAACCGUCUGAAUUCUCAGCUACCUUUGCUCCCGUCUGAUGUCAACUCUCUUGAAGCGCUGGCUUGUCCUGCGUCGCACGUGUCAGCAUUUUGCCAAGCAGUUCUCUCCAAGAUAAUACCGAAUGACUUUUGGGGCGAGGGUGAUGCAAUGUGCCACAACCGGGCGGUAUUCCUGAACAAGGUAGACCACUUCGUUAAAUUGCGGCGCUUCGAGUCGAUGACGUUGCACGAAAUUUCCCAAGGUCUCAAGGUCGUAGGUCUGGCCUGGCUUCGACCGCCUGGCCAGCAAGGCCACAGGCUUGGGCAGACCGACAAGGGCAAGCGAGAUGAAAUCUUUCUCGAAUUUUUGUAUUAUGUUUUUGAUUCCCUCUUGAUACCCCUGAUACGGAGCAACUUUUACGUGACCGAGUCCAAUCAAAACCGCUCUCAACUGUUUUACUUCCGCCACGAUGUCUGGAGGGCUAUCGCGGAGCCGGCCAUGGCAGACAUCAAGAAGAGUAUGUUUGAAGAGGUCAACACCGUGGAAGCGCAGCAAAUCCUCAACUCCAGACGGCUUGGCUUCAGCCACAUACGACUAUUGCCCAAGGGCAGCAAGCUGCGCCCGAUUAUGAACCUGCGACGGCGUCAGCUGAGCAAGGGCUCCUCAAAGCUUCUCGGUCCCAGCAUCAACACCGUUCUGAAACCGGUUCACACCAUUCUGAAGUUUGAAAAGGAUACCAAUCCUCUGAAACUGGGAUCAACCAUGUUUUCUGUCGAUGACAUGUAUCCUCGGCUCAAGGACUUCAAGAAAUCUUUAGGUCCGAUGAAUGGACGCCUUUACUUUGCCAAGGUGGAUGUUCAAGCCGCCUUCGACACCAUUCCACAGAAAGCAGUCAUCAAAAUCAUUGAGACCGUUCCUACAGAGAAGACUUACACCAUGAUUAAGCACGCCGAGGUGCGACCUGGCGAGCGUGCAAUGCUCGUACCCAAUAAACCGGCAACUAAACCAGUGAAGCGCUGGCAUGCAAAUGCUUUUGCCGCAAGUCGCGACGGCGCACCACUCCAACAGCGACUACACGGCGAUCUUGGCCGCAGAAGGAGAAACACGGUCUUUGUGGACAGUGCCAUGCAGGUGCAGCACGACGCAAGCUCGCUCAUGAAACUAUUGGCAGACCACGUGGAGCGAAAUCUGGUCAAGAUUGGCAAGAAAUACUACAGGCAAAGAACUGGCAUACCUCAGGGUUCGAUUCUGUCUUCGCUCAUGUGCAACUACUUCUAUGCCGAUCUGGAGAAGCAGCGCCUGGGUUUCCUCAACUCGCCAGACUGCUUGCUCAUGAGGCUCAUUGACGACUUUUUGCUGAUCACUCUUGACAAGGCCAAGGCUAUCAAGUUUGUGCAAACGAUGCACCAAGGUGUACCCGAGUAUGGCGUCAAGGUCAAUCAAAAGAAGACGUUGGUCAACUUCGAGAUGCAGAUGACCGGUGGCCCCGUUUCCAGAGCAAACGGGGCGUGUUUUCCAUACUGCGGCGUUUCCAUCGAUUGCCAGUCACUAGAAAUUAUGAAGGACAGAGACCGGAGCAACGUUAGUGAGAGCUCGUUCACCGUCGAGUUUGGCCGCUCGCCUGGACAAAACUUUCAGCGGAAGGUUCUAAACUCGUUCAAGAUACAGUCGAACCUUAUGCUCUACGACACGUCUCACAAUUCCACCAAAACUGUCCUGCGAUCCCUACACGGCGCCUUUCGCGAGACGGCAUUGAAGAUGUGGAUCUACAUCCGCUGCUUGACUCGGCCUCAACAGCCCAGCACGCGUUUGAUAACCCGUACCAUUUCCAAAGUUGCCGAGGUCGCUUUUUUGAUCCUGUCAAGCAAGGCGAGGAAGAAGCAGUAUCCGCUAUAUUCAUGCGACAUUCGCAAGGGACAGGUAGUUGCAACGGCAUAUGGUGCAUUCCUAGAAGUCUUGAGUCAAAAGCAAUCGAGAUAUGGCGACGUGAUAUCGUGGCUUCAAGCGCAAAAAAUAAGAGCACCCUCGGGGUGCAAUUAA
Messenger RNA from Drechmeria coniospora, 3393 nucleotides. Its product is annotated as telomerase reverse transcriptase. Gene Ontology annotation, molecular function: telomerase RNA binding; telomeric repeat DNA binding. Gene Ontology annotation, biological process: telomere maintenance via telomerase. NCBI's taxonomy places the organism in Eukaryota, Fungi, Ascomycota, Sordariomycetes, Hypocreales, Ophiocordycipitaceae. The record is from RefSeq and is a predicted model, not a curated record. Bases 1 to 3393 code for a protein of 1130 amino acids. The transcript has 10 exons. Gene Ontology annotation, cellular component: telomerase catalytic core complex.